AUGGAGAUUGAAAGCAUUGUGGCAAACAGUGCCCUGGUUAGAGCCAGAGAAGGUGGAGGGAGUAAAGGCAGGAGCGGGAAAUGGAGAGAGAUGCUUCGCUUCCCUCACAUUAGUCAGUGUGCAGAGCUGGCCAUGAGCAUAGAACGAGACUACUACAGUCUGUGUGUGAAGCAGCCAAUUGGAAAGAAGCUGUUUCAGCUCUUCUGUCGGAGUCGGCCCAACCUGCAGACCUUCAUGUCUCUUCAAGAUGCUCUGGACACCUUUGAGACAAAGUUGGACGAGGAAAGAAAAGAUUUUGGCAUCAGCAUCAUCCAGAGAUUCCUCAUGAGGCAGUCCAAUCAGUGCGUGUCCAUUGUGAUGAAGCAUGAAGAAAGCUGCAUCCAGAGCCUGGAAGUUCACCCCUGCACUGAUGUCUUUCACGCCUGCAGGGAAGAUCUACAUAAACACCUCAGUGGAGAGCCCUUCCAACAGUACCAGGACAGCAUGUUCUUCGACCGCUUUCUGCAGUGGAAGAUGGUGGAGAGGCAGCCCAUCACCAAGCAGUGCUUCAGGCAGUACAGGCUGCUGGGCAAAGGAGGGUUUGGAGAGGUGUGGGCUAGCCAAGUGCGAGCCACAGGAAUGAUGUAUGCCUGCAAGAAGCUGGAGAAAACCCACGUGAAGAAGAGGCGAGGAGAGGCCAUGGCUCUCAAUGAGAAACAGAUACUGGAGAGGCUGGACAGCCGGUUUGUGGUGAAUCUGGCAUAUGCUUAUGAGACCAAGCAUGCUCUCUGUAUGGUUCUGACUAUGAUGAGUGGUGGUGACCUGAGGUUUCAUAUAUAUAACAUCGGCGAGCCUGGCCUGGACAGAAAGAGAGUGCGCUUCUACGCUGCAGAAGUCUGCUGCGGUUUAAUUCACCUCCAUCAGAUGUCGAUAUUAUACAGAGAUCUGAAACCAGAAAACAUUCUCUUGGAUGACAACGGACACAUUCGCAUCUCUGAUUUGGGUUUGGCUGUGAAGGUGUCUGAGGGGAGUCUGGUGAGAGGCAGGGUGGGCACGCUGGGAUAUAUGGCUCCUGAGGUGAUCGGCCGCGAGCAUUACGGGAUGAGUGCCGACUGGUGGGGGCUCGGCUGUCUGAUCUACGAAAUGACCGCUGGGCAGCCGCCGUUCAGGGCCAGAGGAGAGCAUCCAAAACCCCCAGAGAUGGAGAGAAGGAUCCAGAAAGAGCAGGAGGAAUACAGUGACAAGUUCAGUCAGAAGGUGAAGGACCUCUGCUCCUUGCUGUUGACCAAGGACCCAGAAGAGAGGCUGGGCUGCCAGAGCUCAGGUGGCAGAGAGGUUCAGUAUCACCCUUUCUUCCAGAAGAUAAACUUCCGGAUGCUGGAGGCAGGACUUGUUGAGGCUCCAUUUAAACCCGAUCCCAGACUGGUGUACUGCAGCGAUGUGCAGGACAUAGAAGAGUUUUCCAUAGUGAAGGGCGUCACUCUGGACCAGAGAGACAGUGAUUUCUACUCCAGAUUCAAUACAGGGAAGGUUCCCAUAAGUUGGCAAAAUGAGAUAAUAGAAACGGGUUGUUUCAAGGAGCUAAAUCUUUUUGGUCCUGGGGGAUCUCGCUCUCCAGAUCUGGACUGGUCCCAGGCCCCUGCCAUCCCCAAAGUCCCUAAACGCCGCCUGCUUGACCGAAUCUUCCGCAGACAUAACUCUACGGAUUCAUCAGACGAAAGCAGAGACAGCUUGGUGUCCAACAACAGCUACGUGAGGUCAGGACUCCUCAGCUCUACGCUCUGAGGAAAAUCUCAGCUCAGAGACUGCUUUAAAGACAAAAACGCAGCAAUCCAGUGUAGCAGCAACGGGCUUCUCCCCCUGUAAAUCAAAGCACAACGCACCUUUGUUUUUGUACUGUUCUCCCUUCACUCAGGUACACUAUAUUCACACUUGCUUCUUCAUCCGCUCUCGGUAGAACUGACGUAUAAUUUACCUUCCGUUACGCACAGCAGCAACGCAUCAUUUAAAAAACAGAAUGUGCCAUGAUUUAAGUGCUUGAAUUUUGAUACAAAGAGGAUGACGUGGAGCUACUUAAAAACCUUAAACUGAUUUCAACAGUUGUACUGUUUUAGCUGAAACAGCUGAGCCUAAAAUAAAGCUUUUUUUAUGUAGUGGUUUUCACCAACAGUUUUAUGCAGAUUAAAUGUAAAAAACAGGAAAACCAAACAUCAGACUUUUUACUCUUUUAUUGUGACAUACUGAACACUUCACUCUUUGGGGUAUCUUAAAAAACCCUCAAAUGUGUCAAAGCUGAUCAUAAUUCUUGUGUUAAAAGGCAAAAUCUGUGAUAAGAAGUGAAGUGUUGGCCUUGAUUAAAAUGCUAAAACACUGAGGUGAUUAGUUGUUUAUCUGGAACAAGUUUGAAGGAAAUGGCAGAUUUUUGUUGUUACAUUGUUUUAUUCUGUUUUUUGCUGUUGUUUUUAAAAUAAAUAAAAAAUCUUUUGGAUUGUCAUUCAAAGCAAGAUGUUCACAGACUUGUAAUGGACAUUUUAAAAAAUAUUUUCUGACAUCUUUUAGAAAAAAAACCUAUGAAUUUAUAAGAAAAAAAAAAUCAACAGUUGCAAGCAUACUGAGCCUAAAACGUCACAACAGAGGUCAGAAAUUGACUUCUAUCUGAAUCCAAAUCUGACAAGCAUACAUUCAUUUUCAAGAAAAGACCCAAGC
Acanthochromis polyacanthus (spiny chromis) is the source of this 2685-nucleotide messenger RNA. RefSeq names its product G protein-coupled receptor kinase 5 (gene grk5). The transcript has 16 exons. Gene Ontology annotation, cellular component: cytoplasm. Gene Ontology annotation, molecular function: ATP binding; G protein-coupled receptor kinase activity. The record is from RefSeq and is a predicted model, not a curated record. Gene Ontology annotation, biological process: signal transduction; protein phosphorylation; regulation of signal transduction. Bases 1 to 1764 code for a protein of 587 amino acids. Lineage: Eukaryota; Metazoa; Chordata; Actinopteri; Pomacentridae.